AUCCUCCGCGUGCGGCCGCCGCAUUUCCCUAGCCCCUUGCGCCACCACACAACCCACCCGGCGGAGGAGAGCCUCUCGGCGGCGGAGAAGAUGGUGUCGCUGAAGCUGCAGAAGCGCCUCGCCGCCAGCGUCCUCAAGUGCGGCAAGGGCAAGGUCUGGCUCGACCCCAAUGAAGUCAGCGAGAUCUCCAUGGCGAACUCCCGCCAGAACAUCAGGAAGUUGGUUAAGGAUGGUUUCAUCAUCAGGAAGCCUCAGAAGAUCCACUCCAGGUCCCGUGCAAGGAGGGCGCAUGAGGCCAAGCAGAAGGGACGCCACUCUGGAUAUGGUAAGCGCAGGGGUACCAGGGAGGCUAGGCUCCCCACCAAGAUAUUGUGGAUGCGUCGGAUGCGGGUUCUGAGGCGCCUGCUCCGCAAGUACAGGGAGGCAAAGAAGAUUGAUAAACAUAUGUAUCAUGAGAUGUAUGUUAAGGUCAAGGGAAAUAGCUUCAAGAACAAGAGGGUGCUGAUGGAGAGCAUCCACAAGUCAAAAGCUGAGAAGGCGAGGGAGAAGACCCUCUCUGAUCAGUUCGAGGCCAGACGUGCGAAGAGCAAGGCGAGCAGAGACAGAAAGCUUGCUAGGAGGGAGGAGAGGUUGGCCCAGGGCCCGAGGGAACCUGCAGCACCAUCAGCAGCUGCUCCAGCUCCGUCUGCAGUGGCACCAAAGAAGGCGAAGAAGUGAAGGGUUGAUCCGAAGCCUUUAGCUUUCUAGUUCCAUGACUAGCCUAUAAUUUUGGAGCACCUAUGUACUGUUUUUUGUCAUAUAUCCAAGUUGUGUGUCUUGAUAUGUCGAAUAUCAUAUCUUCAUAGCUCAGUUUGGUUGGAUGGAUAAUAUAGUAGACUUAUUUAUGCAGUGUUUUCGUUGCAAGGUU
Messenger RNA from Setaria italica (foxtail millet), 907 nucleotides. RefSeq names its product 60S ribosomal protein L19-1. Gene Ontology annotation, biological process: translation. Gene Ontology annotation, cellular component: cytosolic large ribosomal subunit; ribosome. Lineage: Eukaryota; Viridiplantae; Streptophyta; Magnoliopsida; Poales; Poaceae. The record is from RefSeq and is a predicted model, not a curated record. Bases 91 to 717 code for a protein of 208 amino acids. Gene Ontology annotation, molecular function: structural constituent of ribosome; RNA binding. The transcript has 5 exons.